AUGGGACGUGAGGAUACUCGGAUUUACGUCGGUAACCUGCCCCCGGAUUGCCGAGAGAAGGACAUCGAAGACGUCUUUGCGAAGUAUGGGAAGAUCCGUUCUGUUGACAUUAAGGGUGGACGAGGGCCUCUGUACGCCUUUGUUGAGUUCGAAGAUUCGCGUGAUGCAAGUGAUGCAGUUCGUAGUAGAGAUGGUUACGAUUUGGACGGAUCUCGAUUGCGUGUAGAGUUCACUCGUGGGUCUGGUCCGCGUGGUUCCGGUGGUCGUUCUGGACGUGGUGGCUACGGAGGCCGUGGUGGUGGUUAUGGUGGCCGUGGAGGAGGGUAUGGUGGAUACGGAGGCUACGGAGGACAUGGAAGAGAUUAUGGAAAUAACCGUCGAGAUGGUGGUGGAUCUCGUCGUUCAAAUUACCGUGUGAUUGUCGAAGGGCUUCCGACAAGUGGCUCGUGGCAAGAUCUCAAGGAUCAUAUGCGUGAAGCUGGAGAGGUCUGCUAUGCGAACGUUGCACGCGAUGGAACCGGUGUUGUUGAGUUCACACGUUUUGAUGAUAUGAAGGAAGCAUUACGAAAAUUAGACGACACGAAAUUCCGUUCCCAUGAGGGAGAGACAGGUUAUAUACGUGUGCGUGAAGACACCAGCAACAACGGCGGUGGUGGUGGUGGCAGCGGUGGCGGCGGACGCGGUCGUUCGAGGAGUCGCUCACGCAGUCCGCGUCGAUCGUCGCCGAAGUAUAGUCCACGAUCGCAUUCCAGCAGUCGCUCCACCUCGCGGACACCAUCCCGUUCUCGCAGUCGCUCUCGUGACUAG
Messenger RNA from Angiostrongylus costaricensis, 807 nucleotides. NCBI's taxonomy places the organism in Eukaryota, Metazoa, Nematoda, Chromadorea, Rhabditida, Metastrongylidae. The record is from the annotation of a GenBank genome assembly.